GUUUAUUAGAUUGUAACAAAACGUAGAGUAGAUAAAAUAACGAGAAAAAUGAAACGUAAGGAAUGGUCAACUGUAUGCUUUCAUGGUUAUAAAACUCCACAAGAACGUAAUUGGGUAUUACAAGAUAUUCGAUCUGAUAAGGCUCCAUUUAUUGUAGCAAUUGACGUAGCAGCUCGUGAACUAGGGACACGAAAUCAAGAAAAUAUAUUAAUUGCUGCACGAUUAAGUACCUGCGAGCACAUGUUUCAAUCUAUUAACUUUGAGUACAUUAAUUUAUUUGACGAAGAAAGUUGGACUGAAUUAGCAGAGUGGACAGGCCUUCGAAGGAGCAAAUCACCCAACGAGUGCUUUCACCACUUCUGUGAUUUGUACCACAAAUUUAAAGUAAUUAAUGAUCAUUAG
Molecule: messenger RNA, 402 nt
Organism: Cotesia glomerata
Lineage: Eukaryota; Metazoa; Arthropoda; Insecta; Hymenoptera; Braconidae
Product: probable ATP-dependent RNA helicase ddx3
Exons: 4
Coding region: 49-402 (117 amino acids)
Source: RefSeq, a predicted model, not a curated record